Topomyia yanbarensis is the source of this 1546-nucleotide messenger RNA. RefSeq lists its product as uncharacterized. The transcript is spliced from 4 exons. The record is from RefSeq and is a predicted model, not a curated record. Gene Ontology annotation, molecular function: zinc ion binding. Bases 116 to 1546 code for a protein of 476 amino acids. Lineage: Eukaryota; Metazoa; Arthropoda; Insecta; Diptera; Culicidae.
UGAACCAAGAAAAUGAUGUCUUUACAACAUUUGUCCAAGGAGUAUCAUACAAAUCGAGAAUAAAAUCCUUGUUUACGCAGUAUAAAAGUGACUUUUUGUUAUGUAGAUUGUCGAAAUGGCAACGGAACUUGAGGUCGAAAUAUCUAUUGUUGAUAUACUGGAUUAUGUCGGUGAGUCAGUAAGGCCAAUAAGGGAAGGUCACGCUGUAUUUGCCGCAAGCCAUGUAGUUUGUAUCGGUUACCGGAAAUACGAAGAAGCUUACAUUGACGUCAUAGCUUAUGUCAAUCAAAGCUCUCAUCCAGGACUCACGCCUCACACAGUGGAAUUAAAAAUCUGUUCUGAUAUCGAAAAGUGGAUCUUGAAAUGUUCCUGCAAAGCUGGUACUGCAAAGUGCAAGCAUAUAAUAGCUUGUCUCCUCCACCUCGAAAGGUAUAGAAAACUUGACUAUAUGUCUUGCACUGACGUAACGCAAGCUUGGGGUAUCACCAAGAGUCAAAAAACAGCUCCCUGGACAGCAAAACGGAUCAAUGAUUUAUGCUGUGUUAAAAUACCACAGAAAUUGAAAUAUGUUGAGAACGAACUCGAGGAACACAUAUUGUCUGAAUCCUUUGGCCGAAUAUUAUCGGUAUCUAAGGAAUCCGCAAUCUCUAAACACCGGAAUGGACGAUUUUUGAACAACUUAAAGGUAUACCCGAAUCGUGCCUUGCAGGCAGCAAGAACAACACAAAUCGACCCAUUCUGUUCGGCAGAUGAGCUUAAAAUGUGCCUAACUGACGAACGAAACAAAAUUAACAUUGUAUCUUGUGAUUCUGAUACUAAAGCGGAGUACGAUUAUUUUGAUAAUUACAUAAAAACCGGAAUCGAACAAUCUGUAACAAUUGCAAUGGAAACUAAGAAUCAGAACACGAACAAUUGGAAGAUUCAUCGAUCCAUACGUAUUACCGCAAGUAGUUGUUAUAAGCUUUACACUUACAUCAAAAACAAGAACCCAGAUUGGGACAACAAAAUCACUCAGUACUGUGACUUGAGGACACUAAAUGUAAAAGCAGUAAAACAUGGCAAAGAGGCAGAACCGUUGGCAUUUAAUUGCUACAAAAUUAAGCGAAAUCCAAUGAUGAAACAAUGUGGUUUAGUAAUUCAUCCAUAUGAGAGUUGGAUCGGUGGUUCUCCUGAUGGAUUAGACCCACUUAUGCAUAUCGUUCUGGAAAUUAAAUGUCCUGGCGAUGCUAAUUCGUCUCUGGACGAGAUCUUAUGUAGUCCAAGUGUCAAGAGAUAUGUAAAACGUUGCCCAAUAGCUGGAGAUUUGAAACUUCACAGUCACCAUUCAUAUUACUGUCAGGUGCAGAUUAACAUGUGGAUUUUGAAUUGUGACACGUGUGAUUUCAUAAUAUAUUCAAUGAAAGACGAUGACUUCAUAGUUAUUGAAGUGCCUUUUGAUACCCAUUUCGUUCAGGCUGUGGUAAACGAUUUGAAAUAUCUCUUCUUUGAAAAAAUGCUUAAGAAAUUAUUGGUACUGAGAAAAGUGUCUAACGAAUCAUCUGUUUAA